This is a messenger RNA of Colossoma macropomum (tambaqui), 8443 nucleotides long. RefSeq names its product protein phosphatase 1, regulatory subunit 16A (gene ppp1r16a). The record is from RefSeq and is a predicted model, not a curated record. Lineage: Eukaryota; Metazoa; Chordata; Actinopteri; Characiformes; Serrasalmidae. Gene Ontology annotation, cellular component: cytoplasm. Gene Ontology annotation, molecular function: protein binding; enzyme inhibitor activity; phosphatase regulator activity.
UUUUCCCCCGCGGCGCACAGACACACACACACAGCAGCCGAACGGGACACAACAACCAGGGCCAGAAAAGAGGACAUGAAUUCACGACUCCAUCACCUUUCCACAGGUCCUUGGCUCCAGGUUAGAAGAGAGUGUUGCUGGCUGUAUGUGGAAGGUGGAAUGGAGAUUAACAGCUUCAGCUCCUGUUCCUGAGACUCCUUGUAAUUCCCUGUGUGUCCCAGUUCCAACACCAACUUCAUGCUGCAUUUUUAGAGCCUCUUUUUGCUGGACUGAAUUGCUCUACACACCUGUUAACAUGAUCGUCUUUUUGGGGGUGUCUCUUUUUGACACACAUCUGAGAGUCUGUAUGUCAGUUUCACUGGAGCUCAUUGAAGUUGGUCAUCUACAGUGAGUGGUGCCAUCAUGGAUUUGAUUCCAGAGGAUUCCUCAGUGACUGUGGAAAUGGACCUGCUUUGGGAUUAUAACUGCGUUGUGACUGAAGCAGUUUCAUCAUAAGAAUCUAGUGAACCAUUUUCGUGCUUCUGAUUUGAAUUAUUAUUAUUAUUAUUUUUUACCUUUAGUGUCCAUAAGGAUGGUGGGAGAAAAGCACUGUUGAAGGUUCACACCAUCACCAUGAAGGCAUCCAAUCACCUUCUUCUCAAAACAUAUCUCUGGAAUGGUCCUCUGGUGUUGGGAUAUCACUGAAUAGUUUGAGAAAGUCCUCAACUUUUGUGCCUACCCCAGCUGGGUCUACUGCAUGGAGCAGACUUUUGCUUUGAUGCACCUGGAGUGCCCUUCCUUUGGCUUCGUUCACCACCUACUUCCUUACUUCAACAACUCAUUUACUUCGGGCGGGUUUAUUGAUUUCAAGUUGAUGUCUUUUGUCUGAACUGCUGAACUUGCACCGUCAUCACUUGCCUGCCACUGCCUUGAUUUUAAUCUGACUGCUGAGACAAGGUGAGCUAAACCGAGGAAUGUCUUCCUUAACUUGAGCAAGCUUAUCAAACCCAAAGCUGUACCGGCAUUUGAAGCUAGUGUGAAGAGGGUGGUGGGAGUGGUGAGUUUGAGGAAAUGGCAGAGCAUGCAGAGCUUCUUGCAGAAAUGACCACUGUCGGGCGGCUGUCUGCCACAGAGCGUCUGAAGCAUGCGCAGAAGCGCCGGGCCCAGCAGCUCAAAGGCUGGGCUCAGAUGGAGAAAGAAAACGCCAGAGCAGGAAAAGCUUCGCAGAAGAGCGACAGGGAGAAAAAGAGUAAGAAGGACAGUGGCAAGAAGGUGACCUUCCCCAACAACAUCACCUUGCUGGAGGCUGCAGCCAGGAAUGACCUGGAGGAAGUGAGGGAGCUGCUGAACAGCGGUGUUAGCCCAGACCUGUUUAAUGAAGAUGGACUUACGGCAUUACACCAGUGCUGCAUAGAUAACUUUGUGGAGGUGGUGCGCUGUCUGCUGGACGCAGGGGCAAGUGUAAAUGCCUGCGACAGCGAGCUGUGGACUCCUCUUCAUGCAGCGGCUACCUGCGGACACACCGACCUCGUCCAGUUGCUCGUACAGGCUGGUGCGGAUCUGCUGGCGGUAAAUGCGGAUGGGAACAUGCCGUACGACCUGUGUGAGGACGACGCCACACUGGAGCUGAUAGAGGUUGUGAUGGCAGAGCAGGGCAUCACUCAGGAGCGCAUUGACGAGUGUCGCGGGACAAAGGAGAGAGAGAUGCUGGCGGACAUUCGAGCGCUGAUAGAGAGAGGAGCUGACCUGAACGCCGCGGAUGAGCAAGGAGCUACUCUGCUGCACAUUGCGGCUGCUAACGGCUAUCUGUCAGUGGGGGAGCUGCUGCUGGAGCAGAGAGUGCGCGUGGAGGAGAAGGACAGUGAUGGCUGGACUCCGCUCCACGCUGCGGCCUGCUGGGGACAGCUGCACAUGGUUGAGCUCCUUGUAGCUCACGGGGCAAAUUUAAACACCAAGUCUGUCCUAGAAGAAACUCCACUGGAUGUGUGUGCAGAUGAGGAGGUAAGGGCAAAGAUGCUGGAGCUGAAACACAAACAUGACGCCAUCAUGAAGAGUCAGGACAGACACAAAGGAACACUGCAGAGACGAGCGUCCAGUGCCAGCAGCAGAGGUAAGGUGGUUAGGCGAACGAGUGUGAAUGAGCGCAGUAGUCUGUACAGAAGAGAGCACCAUAAGGAGGCGAUGGUGUGGCAGGAGAGAGGAGGCCAGCCUGAACCAGCUGACGAUGACGAGGACAGACAGACGGACGCUGAACUGAAACAACACGCUGCUAUGGUUGCAGGAUCCAGUGGCAGCUCCGGUGGUGGCUCCAGUGCUGUUCUGCGGCCAGAUGGUGGUGGAGAAUCUGGUAAUGCGGUCUCCACUCUAGGGAACGGUGGUGCUCCCUCGUUCUCCUCAUCCUCCAUACCGGGGGAGCUGCGGGGCGGAGGCAGGAUGGACCGCAGUGCAUCCUACCAACUGACCCCCAGUGUCGGGGAGGGCGGGGAUGGGGCCGACAGCAUGACCCGAGAGAAGUCUCACCACACACUUGCCGAACUGAAGCGCCAAAGAGCAGCCGCAAAGCUGCAGAAACGACCGGCCCCUGCACCCCCUCUCUCGAUCAGAGAGGAGCCCACACUGCCUCAGCCUGGCCACCAGGGGGAGCCCUCAGCAUCUGAACAGGAAAGCACAGACAACCCUGUUUAUUUCACUCCAGCCAGCGGAGAUCCACCGCUGUUGAAGCUCAUAGCACCUGAAGAGGAGACACCCAACACAAAGGAGCCGUGCUGCGGACUAAUGUAGAGAUCAGAUGGGGUGAACAUGCACACGAUCGUUUCUUCUAGUGUUUCUGGAGAAUCCCUGCCCUGCAUAUUUUAGUGUUUUCCCUGCUGUAAAACACCUGGAGGAGUAUUUCACAAAGCAGAGUUAGCUGCGGACUACUUGGGGGAUAAACCUUCUACUGGUGGAAAUUAAAAACUUAUGUUAACAUACAUAAAAUAUUUGCUUUUCCUUGCAUUUAUAUUAAGUUACCCUAUGAAAGUAACACUGUUAUGCAAACACUGUUUUGUUGCAAGAGCGAUAUAAACAAUCAAGCGAAAUAAGCAAUCAUGUAAUUAAACAGACUAAACGAAAGCAAAGCUUGUAUAAAAUAUAGAACUAAAGAAAAACAAUAAAAAAAGCAUUAGGGAAAACAACCUAAUUGCUAGGCUUCUCACAAUCAUGAAAUUUUAGUUGAUUAAUUAAUUAACUGCUGUAUAAAUAAUUGCGAUAAAUAAUUUGUCUUUUUUUGUUAAUUGUGUACAACUGGUAAAGUUCAAGCCUAAAGUGGCCAAAAUGACUGAUUAGCAAUAUUUACAGCUGUUGAUAUUUCCCACCUGACAACAGACACAGCUUUAGGUAACAAAAAAUAAAGAAAUUUACUACAAAUUGCUCAUGUCUGCCUUCUAAACCUGUUAUUAGCAUACAUUACACAAGCCGUACUGGUUGGAUUUUGCGGGAGUUUUUAAACCCAAGUUGCACGGUUUAUGUAUUGAGGCACAGGCUCAAAAAUAAGGUAUGGCUCGACAUUCAGGUCUUAAAUGUGAAGUCAACAUAAAGCUGAUGAAGAUAUGACAACAGUAGAUAAUUCACUCUUAGAAUACUCUUUAAACGCAGUUGCAGUAAUCAGAUUCAUCAGCUUGGGAAGGAGGUCCAAAGCACAACCCAUGUUAUAAAAUGUUCCUCCAUUCGUUGCAUGCAAUUACACAUUUCCACCAGAGAGGUCUCCAAAUCCCCAAAUCCUACAUAGUGUACCUUUUUAAUAUUUCCGACCUGCUUUGUGAAAUAUCCCCUCCAGAUCCAGCUAGUCAGCUAAUUAAGUUAAAGUGUGUGCAGGGCAAAUGCAAAAAUAUGUCAUUAGAACCAGAACUGAAAAAGAACUUCUCAUAUCUGCUGAUGCAUGUUUAAUAUACAAGCCACACCUACAAACUGACACAACUGACAAGUACACCAUAAGCAGCACUCUGUUUGCACACACUGAACAUAACUUUUGCACACAGAGAAGGACUCAGACUGGAGACCUUCUACUAGAGCUUCUCUUUUACAACAGCUUCACUCAAAAGCACAGAGCAGAAUGACUCCUGCAAGAAAACAAAACAGAUAUUUCAGCUAAAAAAGAAAAACAAAACAACAGCACUGGGUAUAUCAGCAGCAUUUCAGUUGUGUCUAUUGCUGCUUCUUAUUUCCCCCCCCCCCAUGUUCUUCUUUCAAAUCAGCCAGCCAUUAGCUAAGUCUAUUGCUGUCUAUUAUUUUUGUCAGAAUUGCUUCAUAUGUUUUUUUUUUUUUUUCAUAAUUAGUAAUCAUGACACAUGAACAUAUGUCUGUCAGAGGAGAGGGAGAAGACUGAGCAUGCACUUUAUUAGAUAGCUAUAGUAGUGGUGACAGACCACUUACAGAGGUGUUUAAAGUGGAAUCCCACCAUACCCACAAUACCAACUUUUCUGCAUAAUUCAAUUGUUUAUAUGUAAACAGUCGUUCAGAGUGGUUUGAUAUGAAAUGGUUUAUUGCAGAGAAACUUGCAGACUCAGAUUUCUUUACAGUGGUGGUGACAAAGAGACAUACACCAGUUUUAAUCUCUAUCCAAAAUGUAAUUACAUGUCUUUUGCUUUUUUGUAUAUUCGAAUGAUGAUAGUAAAAUAGUGGUAAAUCUGAAAAAUACUUUUCUUAUGUACAUCUCCACUAUAAACGAAUAAAAAAUGUUUAUAUUAAAACUUGAUCUCAAAACUGAAGCAUGAGACUCUGACUUGGUAAAUUCCUGUAGAAAAAGCAUUUCGUAUCAAACCACUCGAUUCCUCUUUAAAUGGCUUAUUAUUAUUGUUAUUACUAUUCACACAGCUAUGAGGACAGAUUUAGUUCCAUCUUAAUCCAAAACUCCCAGUGCCUGAAUCCUGUAGACUAGCAACUUCGUCCCAUGUAAAAAUUUAAGCUCCUUCUAGGCUGGUGACAGUAUACACAUGCGAUUUACUCCUCUGGCCAAUUUAUUACAAACGCUUCCUUUGUUGUUCCACCUUGCUGAUGUACAGUUGGAGACUAUUUGUCCUUCAUCAAUGGUCAGUUUCUGACCACAGAGCUGCUCUUGUUCACUCUUAACCAGCAGUGAUACUGACAUGGUAGUGCUGUGCUGACAAUGAUUCAACAAAUAAUUCCUCAACAGCAGUGGUCCUGUGGUCAGAACCUGACCAGUGAUGAAGGGGAUAUAGGGGGAUUCAUCCAUUGUGCAGCAACAGAUGAGCUACAGUCUGUAGCUGAUCUAUCCAUGUCCUGCCCCAAAAUGCGUUUUUUCAUAGCAACUCUUACAAAGUUGGGCAAGCUUUACGGAACGUGACCAAAUGAAUUAAGGUUUGGGUUCAGAACCGCUACACAAUGUUGAGUUUCCAGUUUAAAAUGCAACUGAGCUGGAAUGUUGUGUCGCCUGGAAGGUUGGAAACGACAACAGAUUUUCCACCAUUCUAACAUGGUAAGCUCAAUUAUCUGACGCCUGAUCUGACCUAAGAGUAGCUGUGUUUCCUUCCAUGCUUUUGUAUGUAUAUUUCGACUGACUUAAUUGAAGUGGCAGAUAUCAGAUAAAAUCGAAAAAAGAAAUGCGGUGGAAACACAUUUGGCAAAUAAAUAACAAAUGUGAAUUAAAUGUGGAAUAGUAUGCCUGACCAGGAGUUAUUCACCUGGCUAAUGUGAUCUUUCAUACACAUUGUUGUUAGGAAUGAACUGUUUUGAUGAAAAUUGAGUCAUGUGCUACAGUGUCUCAUUAGGUUCACUGGCCCUUAUUCAUCGAAGUCAUGUACAGUUAAAUCUGAUCAUGACAGUAUCUCUACAACCAAACUCUCUGUAGGAGUGUGUGUGUAAACUUGAGCAUAACAGUUCAGCAGCCUGAAAAAAAAAUGCUUGAUUUGUGGUUAACUAAUCAAAACUAUUAUCACAAUCAUCUAUAAUAUUGAUAAUAAGAAAAAAAUAGAACACAACAAUAAUACUAAGAAUUUGUGCACAUGGCACCCCAGUACAGAAGUACUGAGAUGUUAUUUUUUUUUCUUUUCUUUCCAGUUGUCAUAAAUUUUAACGCUGUAAAGUUUGGUCAGUAGGGGGAGCAAUGCCUACUCCGCCUACAAGCACAGCCACUCCUUCGCUAGCCACUGAAUAUUGUCGUUUUAUUGGCAAAACAGCAUGAAUAAGGGCUUGUAAAUGAGGUGCUGGUAGGCUGGCGCUUGAUUUCACGCACUGAAGCAGAUUCUUCAUUUACGCUCAAAUCUCUGCUUGUUUCCACGUCGUGUGAGAGUUUGAUAAAUCGGAAGCAGAGUAUUUUGUACUUCAUUAGAGACAGUCAAAUCUGCACUCAUAUUUAUUAAUGAAUAAGGGUCACUGGGACUUAAAGUUUGUCCAACCUCGCAACAGUGGCUAAUGAAAGAACUUAAUUUGGGUGGGUGGAGCAUGGACAGGUCAGUAUAGUGCAACUAUAAGCUAAGUGGACCUUAUAAAGUUGGAGUGGGAGUAUAUAAUCACAGUCUACUUCCUUUCUUAUCUGAAUGCUUUUUUUGCUUGAUUAGAAAUUAGUGAGCCCUGCUGUAAAGUGGACCUGGAAGAAUCUACACAGUCGAGCCUGUUGAGCCUAAUUGACUUUGUUUAUUUAUGUUUAUUUUAUUUAUUUCUGGCACUGAGAAAGCACUGGACCUACACAUGCUCAGUGUGCAAGGAUUUUGAGUGUGAAUUUGCAUUCCACACUGCUUUCACUGCUGUCUGUGCUGAGUCUUAUCCAAUCAUUGUCAUAUUUAUGACAAAAAUCUGGACGGAAAUAGUCAUUUGCUUCAACACACCAAGAAAUGCCUAUAUUUUAAUAGGACGUCGAUUCCUGUCAUGUUUUCAUCAUCAUCGCUGAUUGUUAAUAGGAUUUAUAUGAAAAGCUGUUUUGGACGAAGUAAUUUCAGAUGAAAAUAUUCUCAGUAAAUUUUUAUUUCAGGUUGGAGAUUCUGGACUUUAAGCAGCUUUUAAGGAUUGAUCUAUAUGUCUUAAUUAUUGUCUUUGCCUAUUUAUGUCUUUGGGUUUAAUUGCACAAAGUAAGAGCUGAGAUAUAUAGAAUAUUUAUAAUGUGAGAAUUUACAGACGACACUGUCGUGAACACAAGCUUUUUGAGAAACAAUCCCAGUUCUGUGUAUUUUGUUCAUUUUUCUUUUUAGGUAUUGUGUUUUUGUUUAUAAACUGAUCUUGCUGUCUGUAGAAAUGGUUAAAGUGUUGUGAUUUUUUUUGUUUUUUUUUACUGAAACUGAUUUUUCUGUUUUAAUGAUGGACUUUUGCUGAGAGCUUGAUGAAGUGCAUGAUGAAGAUGUUCCAGAUGUGAAGAAGUACAAUAAUACUGAGCUGGGCUUCCCAAACUGACCAAAACAGUGUAAUCCAGCAAGUGGUUGGAUCUCUAAUGUAAAAGAUUUGGCAUCAGAUUUCAAAGAAUCGCUUUGAGAAUUUAUACUUACAGUACUGUGCAAAAGUCAGAGACCCUUUCCUGUGUUUGAUUUGCAGCCAAAAAGGAAAUUUUAAUUACAAGCCAGUCAUUUUUUAACAGCGUCAACAACUAUAUAUGAUAUCAAAAUGUUCAGUGUUUAUGCAUCCAGUCUUUGCCUUUAUUACAGCUUUUAUUCUUUUCGGGAGACUUUCAGCUUUUCAGACACCUGCAGGAAGAUUUUUCCACACCUCCAAAGUUCAGUCUUAGAAGUUGGUUGCAUUUUCUGUUUCUCAAAAUCCAGGUAAUCAAACACAUUCAGUGAUGUUGAGGUCUGGACUCUGGGGUGGUCAGUUCACUGUUUUAAAAACACCAGCAGCUUCUUUGUUGUGUCUGUCUCCUUUUUCUCAGUAAGAGCUUCUUAACAGCUGCACCUCCUUUCAGACCCAUAGCACUGAGUCGUCUUCUCACAGUGGAAGGAUGGACAGAAAUACCUGUGGAUGUUUUCAGAUCUGAAGCAGCUUAAUUUUCUCCUCUCUCUCAAAGAUGAAAGCUUUAAGUGCUGUUUAUCUGAUGGGGCAGUUAGGUGGUGUACCAGGUUUUUUGUUAGGAGUCCCAUUUUUAUUAUAUUUAUUUGAUGUUGAGAAGGGUGACCUCUGACUUUUGAACAGUGCAGGAUCUUCCAGUAUGUUUUAAUUGGUCACAACACGUUUAUCUCUCUAUUAAAGUAAUACAUCACAUGUGUUACUAUAAACGUAAAAAGAGCCAGAAUUAUGUAAUAAACACACACAGUCCAAAAAUACAGAGAAUUAUUUUUAAGGUGCUCUGGUUUUGCCGAGAUUUGUGAGUUUUAUGUAAAUGAAGCUGAAAUGAAUGUGUGUUGAUUAGAUGCAAUACUGUAACAGUGUGUUUAUCCUGCAGGGUGACCUGCAGUGGUGGACUUUUCUACCUACCACCACAUUUUCUGGAUUGUGAUGUUAGAGCUUAUUUAAUUAUUAUUUGAAAUAAAUAUUAUAUAUGAUGAGC